Molecule: messenger RNA, 9441 nt
Organism: Formica exsecta
Lineage: Eukaryota; Metazoa; Arthropoda; Insecta; Hymenoptera; Formicidae
Gene: ds
Product: protein dachsous
Exons: 17
Coding region: 113-8380 (2755 amino acids)
Biological process (GO): homophilic cell-cell adhesion
Cellular component (GO): cell-cell junction; plasma membrane
Molecular function (GO): calcium ion binding
Source: RefSeq, a predicted model, not a curated record
CGGACGGCCGCCCCUGAGCAGCAGUGCGACCGUACGCGUGACAGUGCACGAUUACAACGACAACGAGCCGAUCUUCGAGAAGCCCCUCUACAACGCCACCGUGCCGGAGGACAUGCCCGUCGGACGCUGCUUUCUCAAGGUGCAAGCUACCGAUCCUGAUUGCGGCGUAAACGCGAUGGUCAAUUAUACCCUGACCGGUGGUCGACUGGAGAGCGAGCAGCUCCUGGUGCGCAGUGAUACGGGGGAUAUUUGCGUUCGGUCGCCUCUGGACAGAGAAACAGCACCUUAUCUAGAGCUGCCUGUCAUUGCCACCGAUCGAGGUGGAUUAAGUACGAUAGCGAUCGUGCGCAUCCAGGUGACAGAUGUGAAUGACAACUGGCCGAUUUUCGAGCCGCGUAAAUAUAACGUGACCUUGCGUAGUGACAGUGCCGUACAUGGUCCGAUCUUACGAGUAGCAGCGACCGAUCUCGAUGCUGGUCUUUUCGGCCAAAUCUCCUAUCGCAUCGCUAGCGGCAACGAGGCCGGAAUCUUUCGCAUGGAUCGUAAUACUGGCGAGCUGCACGUGGCGAAACCAAGCCUGCUUUCGCGAUUGCCCUUGCAUCAGCUCAACGUGACGGCGACUGAUGCUGCCGGCCUGAAGAGCCUCGUUGACGCCGAGGUCAAGGUCACUGUCUCUUCCGCCGGACACAGAAUCGCCACCUGUGAGAAACCACGCUACACUAUCACGGUCAAGGAGAGUAUCCCGCAGAAUAGCAUCGUCGGCGGCGUAAAGGACACCACGACAGCGUCAUCCUCUUCGACAGGCGAACGACCAAGCAGGUUUUAUCUGGUAAGAGAGGAAGCUGAUCUCUCGUUGGAUCCCAACACGGGGAUGCUGAGGAUUCGACAGCCGCUUGAUCGGGAAUCACGUGACAAAUAUGUUCUCAGCAUCGAGGCACGUAAUGGCGGCUCCAUUGGAUAUUGCCAGAUGGAAUUGAUCGUGGAGGACGUAAACGACAAUACGCCGUCGUUUCGCACGACUAGCGUUCGCAUCUCGGUGCCGGAAUCUCAUCCUCUUCAUAUACCCUUGUACGUAGCGCAUGCUACCGAUCCGGACACCACACCAUCGCUGCUGAUACGCUAUGUCCUCGGUCAAAACAGCAACGACCUCUUUGAGAUAAACGCGCGCACCGGCGAACUCUAUUUGGCGAGACGAUUGGAUUACGAGAUCCAGCAGAGGCAUGGUCUUCUGAUAAGGGCCCUGGACGGUGCUGGGCUCUCGGCUAACCUCAGCUUGAGCGUCGAGGUGCAGGACGUGAAUGACAACCCCCCAGUGUUCGAAAGGAACGAGUAUCAUGUGGAGGUUCCCGAAGGCGCCAGGCUCGAUUCCCAGAUUCUUCAGGUAACCGCGGUAGAUCUGGAUACGGGAAACAAUGCGAGACUGAGCUAUCGUCUUCAUGGUUCUGCCGCCUUUCGAAUCAGUUCUAACACCGGUUGGAUCUACCUGGCGCAAAAUUUGGACCGUGAAACUCUCGAUCGGCACACCUUGACGGUUCUCGCGACCGAUAACGGAUCUCCCGCAGCGACCGCGAGUGCCUCCGUGGUGGUGACAGUUCUAGACGACAACGACAACGAUCCGCGCUUCGAGAAGGAUUUUUACGGAUUCGAGCUGCUCGAGAAUCUUCCCUCGGGCACUCUGGUUGGUUCCGUCAGCGCUACCGAUCUCGAUCUAGGCAAGAACUCGCUCCUCAGAUACGCGGUGGUUCAAGCCAAUAGCAGCUUCACUGUGGAUCCUGAUACAGGCGAGAUUACCACGCGCGAGCCGCUCGAUCGUGAAACGAAAGACGUCCAUGAGCUGGUCCUGGAGGCGCGGGAUCAAGGAACACCGUCGAGGGCCGCCAGGGUGCCUUUGAAGAUCAUGGUUUUAGAUGUCAAUGACAACUCGCCUGAAAUCGUCGAUCCUCAAGGGGAGAACGUUAGCGUUAGAGAGGAGCAACCACCGGGAACGGAAGUCGCCAGAGUGCGAGCACUGGACACGGAUCUCGGUGAGAACGCUUCGGUGACCUACAGUAUCUUGAAAGACCGAGAUUCAGAUGGUUACAACGUCUUCACCAUCGACCCGAUCACCGGCAUGAUCAGGACCAAGGCCGUGCUUGACCACGAGGAGCGCAACGUAUACCGGGUGUCUGUAAAAGCGACCGAUGCUGGGCAUUUGCCGCGACACAGCAUCCGUGCGUUGCGAGUCGAAGUUCUGGCACUGGCAGAUAAUCGACCAACCUUCACCAGCAGCAGUCUUACCUUUAACGUGCGUGAGGAUGCAAGUAUCGGGCAUGCGGUGGGGUCGGUGUCGGGGGCGGGUCCUGCGGGUCGUGUGGCCUUCACCUUGAUCUCGCUGACGCCGAUCAGCGAGUUUCCCGCUUUCGACGUCGACCGUAGCUCAGGCCAGCUAGUGGUCGCGCAUUCCCUUGAUCGCGAGAACGUAAGUGAAUACUACUUGGAGAUCCGUGCGUUGGACACGACCUCGAUCGGGAAUCCUCAAAGUAUCGCCGUCUCCGUAAAGAUUGUCAUAGAGGAUGCCAAUGACAAUGCGCCGAGAUGGCCACAAGAUCCGAUAACUAUUCGCGUCUCUGAAAGAGCGACGAUUGGCUCAACCAUUUACAAUCUCACGGCUAGCGAUUUGGACAGUGGUUUGAACGGCGAUCUUAGGUACGGCCUCGUAGAUGAGUUUCCAUCGAAGGGCUGUUUUGCUGUGGACUCUUUGACGGGUGCUCUGACGCUAGCUAAGCAACUGGACAGAGAGGAAAGGGCGGACUAUACUUUGAUCCUCAAGGCAUCGGACCGCGCAUCUCCAGGAGAGCAAUUAGCCUCCACGGUCACCGCAAGAAUCAUCGUCCUUGAUCAAAAUGACAAUGAUCCUGUCUUCGUCGCGCCAGAGUCUACCAAAAUAGCCGUCGCGUCGAAUCUUCCGCUAGGUGCGAGCCUGGUAAGAGUCGUCGCCAUAGACAAGGACUCUGGUGACAACGGUCGAGUGUCUUAUGUGAUAACUUCAGGCAAUGAAGAGGCACGUUUUACUGUGGGCUACGAGUCGGGCAUCGUGAGCCUCGCGAAGCCCGUCACGAGAUCCACGGAUCUCGAAAUCACGGCCAAUGAUCACGGAUCGCCGCCUCGUAAGGCUGUGUUGAAGUUGAGUUUGAUUCCUGUGACGACGCAGAUAAACGGGCCUCCUCGGUUACUAUUGCCCAACCCCAUCGCCAGGAUUUCCGAAAAUUUGCACAUUGGGACGUCCAUAUUGAGCGUCGCAGGACCAGCAGUUGCGGAUCAAGGUAACGUCACCUUCACGAUUCCGAAUGAUGUGGCCUCGAACAAGUUCGCCAUUACGCCUAGCGGUGUAGUCACUCUUCGAGGUUCCCUGGAUCGCGAGAAAGUCGCGCGUUAUUCCGUUUCUAUUCUGGCGAGAUCCAGCAAGCUUUUGGACAUCACUACUCUGGAGGUGUUUGUGAUGGAUGAGAACGACAACAAUCCGGAAUUUCGGCCAGGCUCCUGUUAUACUCUUGCUGUACCAGAAAACCAGGAAGUUCCCGUGAUCCACACCAUAGCCGCGACUGAUCUUGAUGAGGAAAAGAACGGCGAAAUCUUCUACAGUAUCGUAGGUGGCAAUAUCGGCGCCAAGUUCACUCUGGAUCCAACCACCGGUGUAUUGUCGAUGUCAAAUCUGGAUCGCGAGACCGUAUCCAAAUAUGUGCUGACGAUUUCGGCCAAAGACAAGGGAAGACCCAGCCGAGAAGCGCGUUGCAAUCUCACCGUGAUUGUGCUGGACAUCAACGACAACGCUCCGACCUUCGUACAGAAUCAGUAUACCGAAUCUCAUGCGCACAAUAAUUUUCCGUACGGAUCGUCAAACUAUCCGGCGAAUUAUUAUCCCGCCAAAUAUGUGACAACCAUCUCGGAAGACGUUGCGCCAGAUUCGAGUGUAAUGUCCGUAAAGGCAACAGAUCCAGACCAGGGUGUAAACGGGAAGAUCACAUAUGCCAUUGCCGAAGAGACAAGCUGGCUCUUCAGGGUCGACAACCUGACCGGUGUUAUUACCACGGCCGGUUCACUGGACCGCGAACGCCAAAACAGCUACACCUUUCAUGUAGUCGCUACAGACAGUGGAAAGUACGAUGCGAAGAGCACUUCGAUUAUCGUUGAGAUCAACGUCAGCGACGUGAACGAUAACGCGCCAGUUUUUGAGGAAUAUCCUUUUCGGACGCGUGUGUCUAGUGGUAUACAGCCCGGUCAGAAUAUUCUACGGGUAUCGGCCAACGACGCCGACGAUGGUGCCAAUGGAGAUAUCGUGUACUCGUUUCUGCAAGAGCAGGAAAAGCCAAAGUUUCGGAUACAUCCCAGCACCGGCGAAAUAACAGCGAGCCUAUCGCUGUCACAAGACAACGGCAAAAUCUAUCACCUGGAGAUAUUAGCCAGAGACAAAGGAAACCCGCCAAAGAGCGCCAAAGGUUUAAUCGAGCUCCAAAUCGGCGAUUUCGCAGAUCUAGCGCCAGCCCUCAAAUUUCAGAAUGAUACGUACAACGUCGUUGUUCAAGAGAACUCCGCGGCCGGCACAGAGAUUGUUCAGAUCACCGCAGUGCGCACCGAUGGCAGAAGACAGCAUGUAUCCUAUUCGAUCGUAUCAGGAAAUGACUUCGACACCUUCGCGAUCGAUGCAGGUACCGGUUUGUUGCGCGUCAAUAAUCCUACGAGACUCGAUGCGGAGCUCUGGAACGAUCUAACGGUGAAGCCUAGCGACGACUUGCCGGACGAAGCGACGCGCACCAAUUCGUGGGGAAGAUCUCUAGAAAAUCAGCAGCCGAAGGAGCCUAGAGAAAGCUCGAGGCACAUACUCAAUAUCAUGGCAAAAACGGCGGGACCAGACAUCCUAGAGGCGUACGUCAAGGUAAUUGUCAGAUUGUCCGAUGUCAACGAUAAUCCGCCGAUCUUCACGCAAACGCAAUACUCGGCUACUGUGCUUGAAGGCAACGCCAAAGGAGACUUUGUCGUGAAGCUUUCAGCAAAUGACGCUGAUCAAGGUCUGAACAGUAGAAUCUUAUAUCAUAUUGUGGACGGUAAUCCGGAUAAUGCUUUCACCAUAAGUCCGCCGUAUAGUGGAGUCGUAAGAACCAAUAUAGUCCUAGAUCGUGAAGUCCGUGAAAAAUAUAGGCUAACUAUCAUCGCAACCGACCAAGGGAAUCCACAAUUAACCGGCACGGCUGCAUUGAGCGUGCGGAUAAUCGAUGUCAAUGACAAUCAGCCCACCUUUCCAAAACACAGUGUCAUUUCAAUCUCUGAAGGUACGGCCAUGGGAACUGUACUAACGACCAUCACGGCGAACGACGUUGACAGUUCGCCGGUGUUGACGUAUCGGUUCGGCAACUUGACGAGUCCGGGACCCUUCAGCAUCGACCGAUAUGGCGGCAAGGUCGUACUACGGAAGCGUCUGGAUGCCGAGACGCGGUCCGAGUAUAGUCUUCAAGUGAUUGCCAGCGAUGGAAUUCACGAGGCGACGACCGACCUCACCGUUCGUGUGACCGAUCUCAACGACAACGCGCCGCGAUUCGAACAGGCUGUCUACGUGGCUGUCCUCUCAGAAGGGCGAGGCAAUCUGCAGGAAAUUCUGACGGUAAAUGCCACCGACGACGAUCUUUCGGAGGAGAAUAGCCGAAUACGAUAUUAUCUAUUGCGAUCUGUGAAAGGAUUUUCGGUACACCCUGUGACCGGUGUUCUGACUGUCAAUCGCACAGCAAUACCCAGGCCAAUACCAAAAGAAAUGGACUUGGCGAUCGUCGCGGAGGAUUAUGGCAAGCCUCCGGCAUCGUCAAUAUGCUCAGUUGUUGUGCGACUUAGCAGUCUAAAGAACGCCCUUCCAGGACGGGAGUACAAGAUCACAGUGAAAGAAAAUUCACCGAAGGGUACAACAUUGAUGAAGCUGUCCGAUGUAGAUUUGUUGGAUGGCGCCAUCGUUGCGGGCGACGAUAGCGGAACAUUUGAGAUAUCUAGGGGCAGACUGAUCCUAUCCAGGACACUUGAUCGCGAGACUAAGGAUAGAUACGUAUUGCGAUUGAGCAGCAAAACCGAGAACAUAACGACAGAUUCACCGAUGGAAGACGAAUCGGUAAUAGUAACAAUCAUCGUGGAAGAUGUCAACGACAAUUACCCGUAUUUCCUGAAAGAACUUUAUCAAGUGUCGAUUAAGGAAGAUGCUCCACGCGGAACUACCAUUGCCGUUCUACGUGCUAAAGAUGAUGACUUGGUUGACAGCGCGGCGGCUACGUUGAUGUACGACAUUACUUCAGGAAAUGAUGGCGGUCUCUUUCGGGUCGAGAGAAUGACUGGUGCCAUUUUGGUGAACUCCACGCUCGAUUGCGACCUCGAGCCCGAAAUCUACAACCUCGUGGUGAUGGCUUGCGAUAGCGAUCCGGUAUCGCCUUUCUGUGCGCUCGCUAUACUUCGUGUUCAUCUGGAGGACGUAAACGACAACUCGCCAAAGUUCCCCGUUUCUGAGUAUCUCGAGUUUGUCGGCGAAAACGAGCCGAUUGGCACGACCGUAUUCUCAGCGCGUGCCUCGGAUUUAGAUCGUGGCAUUUUUGGAUCAUUGAACUACUCUAUCGUUUCCGCCGCCGCGAGCGGAUUCUCCGACAUUGACGACAGUUGGAAACUGUUUGCGGUUGACGAGAAGUCGGGCAUUGUCACCACUCGCGCCGUGUUCGAUUAUGAGCAACGGAAUCGGUACGCUUUCACGUUACGUGCUACAGAUAUGGGUGGCCGUUCUGCAGCGGUGCGCGUUAGGGUAGAAAUCGAUUCGAGGGACGAAUUCUUUCCGCAGUUUACUGAAAGAAUGUAUAGAUUUGGAAUAAGAAGCGGAAUUCCGAUAUUACCUGGCACCAUAAUCGGUCAUGUGACGGCAACCGAUCGUGAUAAGGGACCCGAUGGCCGAGUAGUGUACCAGCUAACAUCUCAGCAUCCAUAUUUCAAAUUGAAUCGUACUACCGGCGCAUUGAUCGUGAAGCAAAAGUUGAUGCAUAUCGAUAUGGGCGUGGAAGAGUCAUCGAGAUUGGUAGUCAGCGCGAGUUCCGGUAGACAGGGCUCCUUGUCUAACAUGACGGUAGUAGAGAUCAUUUUAAUGGACGACAACGAGCCAAAUGGAGUUAGAGGGGCUAUUACAUUAGCGACACCAGAUGGCUCAAAUAUGGCUGUGGCUACUCCCAGUGGCUUGGCCGAUUGGGUUCUAGGACUGUUGAUUGCUCUCCUUCUUCUCAUCCUCGCCUUUGGCGCUAUCUUCCUUUAUCUUCAUAUUCGUAAUCGUCGUCACAAAAAACCCGGCACGAAACCAGGUCUGAAUGGCGAAAGCAACGCCACUGCGUCCAAUAGCUACGUGGAUCCAAGCGCAUUUGAUACAAUCCCGAUUAGAAGUGUGACCGGAGUUGGUGUGAACGGAAACGGCAGUUCCGGAAGCGCCGGAGGAGCAGGCAGCGCAUCUUGUCAAUUUGCUCCUCCGAAGUACGACGAAAUACCGCCAUACGGGACAUCCGGUCAAUCCGGGCAACAACAAGCUACCUCCGAGCUUUCCGGAAGCGAUCAGUCGGGUUCCUCUGGUCGGGGUUCCGCCGAGGAUGACGGAGAAGACGAGGAGAUCAGAAUGAUCAAUGAGGGCCAGCAAACCGGCGAUUCCGCGAGUGAUCUUUCGGUUCACAAUACUCAGGAAUAUUUAGCUAGAUUGGGCAUCGUGGAUCCCCCAACUGGUACGCCUAGGAGACCUCCCGAAGCUCUUCCCCUGGACAGUCUGCAUCUGUUUGAAGACGAAGCGAGUACUGAGGCGGAUAUAGCGACGUUGAUCUACGGUAAGAUUGGAGAACCUGGACGACCCACUUCGGGUCUGGAAGUACCGGGUGGACCGUCGAUGAAUGGUUCUCUGAGCUCUAUCGUUCACAGCGAGGAGGAACUUACCGGCUCAUACAAUUGGGAUUAUCUAUUAGAUUGGGGACCGCAAUAUCAACCAUUAGCCCACGUGUUCAGUGAGAUCGCCAGGUUGAAGGAUGACGCCGCCAGCGUUCAGAGUGGGAACUCUGGUAGCAGCGGCAAGACCAAGUCUGUACAUAAAGCACCGCCACCGCCGUUGCUCACAUCCGUCGCUCCGAGGUCAUUGGCGGCACCAGCAUUAGCGAGAGGGAUCCUGCCGAGGUCACCAAUCAGCCACGAUGCCUCUACUUUUCCUUCCGCCGCUCUAAGUCCGAGUUUCUCACCCUCCUUAUCACCUUUGGCUACGAGAAGCCCCAGUAUCAGCCCUCUCGUACCACCCACCACCCAGAGAUCCAGUCAAAGUGCCAACCGAGGAAUUCCCGUCACCGAUGCCGAACUGAGGAUUUGAGGACACUUUGAUUUUACUUCGUGCGUACAAGUUAGUAGUGUUAAUUCAGUGAUGACUCGCCGAGUAAACGAUAUUGGUAAGAUAAUACGAUGCCUCGUGUAAAGCAGUGCCCGAAUGAUAUUCCUGUUAAUAUACAUUGUUUAAAUGCGAUUGAAUAUAUGAAUGUUGCUUUCUUAGACUGUGUGAGUGAUGUAACUUGUGGGUAUGGUAUUAACGAGUGAUUCUAAUUUAGGAAUUUUAAUUUGACCGGCCAUCGAAAAAGAAUUUAGUGAUCGAAUUGUUUCCCUCAUUAUACGCAAACGUUGCCUUCCCGCGAUCAAUUUUUAUUUUUAAUUAAUUAACAAAAUAUGUACUAUAGAUAAUUUCAAUUCAUAUAUAUAUCAUUGCGGAGGAUGAUAAAAAUAACAUAUCUCACUCAUAGAAAUGAAACAGUAAGCGGGAAAACGGUGAUUGCGUCUCGACGAUUCCGUAUUUAUUAUACAAUACGGAUGUAUCUUUUGUUCGGAUCACAAUCGAUAGCUAACUGAAAGGAAAUACUUCUUCCUGAACGGAAUGUGUGUAAAUAUUUGCCGGCUGCGACGGCGUUUAGUCAUUAAGUAGCAUUGUAAAUAUUAAUUCACGUGAACAAUGAUAUUGUCAUAAUCAAAAAGAUAGACUGUUCUUAUGUAAACCGGAAAUUGUGAAUGAUCGCGCCGUGUUUGUUGCGUGAAUGUGUACAGUAAUAAUCUACUUUUAUAAUAUUGAAUUGAUAUACAAACAUGGCGAUAUCGUUCGAAUCGAAAAAAACGUGCUACUACGAGCGAACUGAUCAUACCGAAUUUCGUGGUAGCGCAUCUCUAAAGCCGCCCGUAUAAUUUCGUUGAUUAAUUGUUACUUCAUUUCUGUCUUCCGAGCGCAAUUUCGAUGUAACGGAGGAUGAAAUUUCAGCCAGGUACAUAUAUACAUAUGCACUGAUUAUAUAUAAAUAUAUAUCAUAUUUUGUAUAAAUUGCUCUGUGUACAAAGACUCUCCCGAGCCGAGGGCCUUACCGCGACGUGGGCCUUAAAUAAAUGAAUUUUUUA